AUGCCCAGGGAACUACAAGCCCGGGUGCUUCUCCGUUGCAAGCGUUUCGGCGUAGCCAAUGCUAUGUCGAUAACAUUCCGCGCAUUGGUUGCGAUAUCGGCUUUGGUGCUGGUCUCAGUUGCCCGAGAGAAGUGUGAUGGCGUCCAACCUCAAUGCUUCUCCUGUGUUACCUUGUCGCGGCCAUGUACAUACAAUGUCGCACCGAAGAAGCGCGGCGUCCAGACCGGCUUGAUCCGAACUCUCGAGCUUGCCCUCGUAUGGCUCUUCGACCAGGUUCCUGGAACAGAAGAGAAGCUGGCGGGUCUACUCACGCAGGAGGGGGGUGGCGGCCAAUCUCUCCUCCUCGACAAAGACAGCGAGGCAGGCAAUCGCCUUCACAAAAGAUGGAGGAGAUGCCGCGUCCAUAAGGAUAUUGACCGGCUCCUAUCUGGCAAGGACGGCAUAAGCCCACGCCAGGAUACUUCCGGAGACGAAUCGGAUGCUGAAGGUGAUGGCCGCAACAAACGGAACGGGGAGACUCCGUUGGAUGGUCCUGACAUCUCUCCGCAACCUAACGCCGUUGACCGUAAACCAGACGCCCAAAAGGAACCAGUAUCGAGGCAACGGCAUGGCUCCAGGUCUCGGCGAAGGUUCAAGUUACCAAGAAAUUUUCCUCGAUUAUUAGAGGUGUACUAUUCGUACACCCACAGUUGGCUUCCCAUAUUAAACUCUAAAGAAACUCUCGAUAGCGCUGCGGCCUCGUAUCCUCCAGACGGUCUCGAUAUCGACCCGGAAGACUCAAAUAACAGUGCUGCUCAUGCUGAGCUCUGGUGCGCUCUUGCCGUCGGGGCAUUCCAGGAUGCGGCAUCAUCACAGCCUCCAGGAGGUUCAGAACCACCUGACCGGCCCAGUAUGAUAACAGCAGCAGCCCGUAGUCUCAUACCAGUAGAGACUGACAUGGCACUGGGCCAUGUGAAAGCACUUCUAGUGCUGUCCUUGGUGAAGCUGGGGCAGGACAACGCCGCAGCAGCUUCUCUAUUGAUCGGUCUAGCCGUCCGGGGCGCCAUGGCCCUGGCAGAUGGACGAUCACGAAACGGCGGAAGAGAACCGAUCUCGGGCCUGUCGGCUUCUUCGACGCAAGAAGCAUACUCGACGGCUUUGGACCGGGUCUUGAUGACCUGUCUUAUGCUGGACACCAUCGUUUCCUUAAGGCUUGGUCAGACGCCGCACAUGAGGACAAACGACAUGAAGGAUAGGCCGACAGAGGAGAACGGAUCAGAGGAAUGGGCACCAUGGACGCCCAGAGCUGGAUUCGGAUUGGAGGACGUUGAAGCUGCUGUACAGCCUGCACAGUCUUUGAGCUCCUUCAAUCAGCUCUACCAAUUCUUCCGCACACUGAACCAGAGUGUUGAGUCUGGGGGGGCGGGUCCAAAGAUUGGUGCCGCGAACCUUGUUCAAGUGCUUGAUCCUCGUUUCUCAUUUUGCAAUUCAGUAGUGUUUGGAGCGUCGACGAUACCCAUACUCCCAUCGGCUUUCCUCAUCCAGGCCACCUUCCUCGGCGCGACCUUGACUUUGAUGGCCGACCCUCGAGUGUCUCUGAUCUGGAGUCUGAUGGAAGUUUUGGAGAGUUCGAUUUCCCACUUUGGCGCAGCCGGCGUCUCGCCCCUCCUGGUCACAUAUAUGAGCAUCGCAAAUACCAAAAGUUGCGUCAAAGCUCUCCGGGAUGAUGAUAAGACGCGGUGGAACUCACUGAUGGGUAAUCUGAUGUCUGUCUGGCAAGAUCGGACGACGAACGUGGAUUCUUCUUCUAUGGAAGCGGAUCCGAGCGAGCAAACACCAGCUCAGGCCGAGCCGGCUGUGAAUCAGUUCUCGCAUCACCCAUCAUCCGCUCGCAGGGACUCGCAUUUUCCGCACUUCUCGAUGCCUGCGGACUCUUAUCAUCAUCCUAAUAGCAACGGAUUUUUACCAACAGCAUCAUCCGUCAGUCCGUCAACGGCAAGAACCAUGCCAUUUACGCCAGGGAGCCAACUGGAUGCAUUUCCUUCCGGCUUCAUGGGACAUUUGUCGUCAGCUCAGGCACCCUAUCUGAUGGGGCAGGGCGCUCACGGCGUGGAUUACGACGCCAUUAUGGACGAGCUUGCUUCUAUCGACUGCACAGAUAGUAUGGAAGCCGACCCGCAGUUUAUGGCCAAUCUCGGCUUUGCCCCAGGGUCAGACUUGACUGACAUGCUUCGGGGAGAGUAUGGAGGAAUGUGA
This is a messenger RNA of Colletotrichum costaricense, 2235 nucleotides long. RefSeq lists its product as uncharacterized. Gene Ontology annotation, biological process: DNA-templated transcription; positive regulation of transcription by RNA polymerase II. The record is from RefSeq and is a predicted model, not a curated record. Lineage: Eukaryota; Fungi; Ascomycota; Sordariomycetes; Glomerellales; Glomerellaceae. Bases 1 to 2235 code for a protein of 744 amino acids. The transcript has 2 exons. Gene Ontology annotation, molecular function: DNA binding; zinc ion binding; DNA-binding transcription factor activity, RNA polymerase II-specific.